AUGGGGAGAAUUAAGAAGGUGGCCAGCCAGAAACACGAGGCUACAAUAUCACCUUUUCUGGCAGAUUUCAUAGGCCGUGCGACGAGCCUGCCCGUCGCAGAGCUUCCUUCCCUUCUGAGCACCUUCCCAAGACUAUGGCCUUUCCCGCGAGGCGAUCUCUACCAUUGGAUCAACGUCUUGGACCGCUUCGACGAAAUCCUUGCUGAAGUCAUUGACCGAUACUUCCUCAACACCGGUCCCCAGGUACUGUCCUUCACUCGAAAUUAUCUGAAUGAGUCACUUGUGAAAGAUCCAAGCACAAUACCAGCCGAGGGCAUCGAGGCCAAGCUGAACGCGUUGGGAUAUGGCUCAGACGGAGACAGGCAGCUGCUGGAGGACAUUCUUGAUUUCUCCCGUCUUCUUCUGGAGAAAUGUGGCAACCGUAGCUUGUACAAUAGCAGUGAACGCCUGGGUGAUCUCUUGAACACCACGUCGCUGUCCCUGCUCCAGUCGACUCUGCGGCUCUCCCUAUGCUUGGCUCAACGGUACCACUCGCGUCAACGGGGUGCCCAUCAGCAGUCCAUGCUGGCGACUCAUUACAACAUCGAUCUGGAGAAAUUGCAGAAGAUCGCUUCGCCGUUCCCUCGUCCUCUCGUCGCCGGCAAAACACCAUUUGCAGCAUCCCCCGCCGUCUCCACCAAAGGGAAAGAAAAGGCAGUCCAGACAAAACUCAAUGCAAACGAGUUGGCCUCUCUCAUGCGUGAUACUGAUGGUUGGGAGGAAUGGGGCAAUGUUCGUGUGCUCUACUACCCUUCUGGCUCCUCGGAGCAGACAAGAACGACCUCAGCCUUCGGACAGACAGAACACGCCCCAUCCACACCAACCCCACUGCGCCGAAGCGCAACGCAUCCCACUCCCCGCCUGAGUCGUGAGUCGAAUGUGGACGAAUCCCCGGCUGGAAAUACCAACACGGGUGGAAAAGCAGAAGAGUCAUCUCGCAGUGGAAAGAUCUUGGAUCUCCCGCACUCCAAGGUCUCGUCCGCAAAGCCGGAGGACCUCGUUGCUGCUAACCUGUCACACUUGCCACUUGAGUCGAAAUAUGAGCUGCUUCACAAAGUCCGUGUUGCGCAGGGACUCUCAACUUCAAAGGCUACGCGUGAGCAGAUCCUUGCCAUCAGGAUCCUUGCAGUAACCAACUUGGCCUACGUCCUCCCCGAGUCGGCAUUCCAGCAGAAAGUGCUACAAUAUGACAUGGAGCUGUCCAAGCGUCUUCAGAUCACGUAUCAACUGGCUGAGCUGGUUCACCUCGGCGCUAGCGGCGACCUCCACGUCUCGCGCCCGUUGCAGACCUUGGCAAUUCAGGCCCUUGAUGCGCUGGCGAAACACAAAUCUCGUGCCAUGGAUGUUUGCGCUGCCUUAAGUGUCAAUGUCAACCAUGGAGUUCUCAUGUUCCUGACUCGAAAAGUGGUUAACGAGCUUGCCGCCGAUGACGAGACCACGGAUGAUGCCUAUCACGAUGAAUGGCGUGAUGCCUUACUUGCCCUCCUGCGGACGCUUCCAAGCUCAAGCACUCGCACACCGGAGACUCUUGUCUCUGCCGGCUUAAUUCCCAUGUUUGUCGAUAUCCUGAACCUUCGAACGCCCAAGGCUCGCCGGGUCUACUCUCGCGUCAUGGAGUUCUUGGAUACGUUUGUUCACGCAGUUCGAGAUGCACUGGGCACCCUGACGACGGCGAAAGGGUUCGAUGCGAUGUCUGAUCUGAUCGACCACGAAACAAAAACCGCGUUCGAGAAGGUCUCGCGCGGCGAAGGGUUCCCUUCUCAGUACAAGAAUCCGUCCAUCGAUUAUCAGAUUCCCUAUUUCCAACAGCAGACCCUGCGCUGGAUGUUCCGCUUCGUCAAUCAUAUCAUGCAGCACAACGGCGGUGGGUUUGAUCGGGUGUUGCGCAAUCUGAUCGACUCGCCUCAGCUGCUGACGUCCUUGCGGCUGGUAUUUGAGAAUGCCCGGAUUUUCGGCUCGCACGUUUGGAGCAAUGGUGUCAACAUCCUCAGCAGCUUCAUUCACAAUGAGCCUACCAGUUACGCUGUGAUCGCGGAAGCUGGUCUUAGCCGAAGUCUUCUUGCUGCCGUGAUGGGUCAUGAACUUCAGGCAACCGAGAAGCCGCCCGCCGUUGAACCCGAGACUUCCCAGGAUGGAGGCGAACCCUUGUCUGAACGACCUGCUGCCGCACCUGCCCCUCAACCUGAGCCCAAGCAGGAAGGCCGUGAGUACCGUAUCGCUAGGGCACAGAACCAACCUCUUGCUUCUGGUAUCAUACCCGCCGCUGAUGCUCUUGCCUGCAUCCCAUCGGCAUUUGGAGCAAUUUGCCUAAACUCCUCUGGCCUGGAUCUCUUGCAGACCUCCGAUGCGCUCGAUAGCUUCUUCGAAAUCUUCGAAAAUCCAGAACAUGUCAAGUGUCUUAAGGAUGAUCCGACCCUAAUUCGCUCACUGGGUACGACAUUUGAAGAACUGGCUCGGCAUCACCCUCCUCUGAAGACAUCCAUCAUGUCUGCCGUUAUCGUCAUGGCCGCGCGCGUGGGCUUGCUCUGCAAGGCCAAGGCGUGGAAGCAGGGAAUUGGAGCAAAGCUGUGGACCGAAGACUCGCAGGGCAAAUUCCAUCUUUCCGGCGAUGUCUUCUCCCUGUUCCGCGAAAUCGGAACAGCUGUCGACGGCCCAGAGGAUGAUCCUGCGUUAGUCGGCGCUCCGCAGUUGACUGCGAACGAUCUUCCCAACGGUGGGAAGCUUAUUGUUGGCGAUAUUAGCCACCUCCUUCCGUCUAGGGAUCCUGAUUUCGAGCCAAGUGACAAGGAUGAACAUGGACUUUCGGUCACGGACUACUUAUUCCCGGCGACACGGUUCCUAGGCGCUUUCUUCGAGAACCAGCCUACGUGCACGGCGUUCAUCAACGCUGGAGGCGCGGAGUUUGUCUUGGACUUUGCUACUCUACAGAGCUUGUCCUUCGACUUCCACAAUACAGAUGCCAACCAGGAGCUUUCUGUGCUCGUGCAUAUGCUGGCGGAGACAAAGCCUCAUGUUGUGGUGCCAUCUCUUGUACAGCGCACGCAACUAGCAGUCGACAAUCUCUCGACUUUCUGGACUGAGUCCAGUGAGUCUGGAUUUUUCACUGCUCUGAUCAACCCGGGAGACUCCAAGAAGCCCGCUUCAGUGUCUUCUUCUGCUGCAGUUGACCACGGAACGCUCUUUGCCAAACAUCUGAAUACCGCGCUGGUCCUCACGGACCUGCUUCGUGAAGUCUUCGCGAUGCCGUUGUACCAGACCCGAUCUGUCCAGCAAACCUCCAUCUUUGGCCAAGUCAACCUUGCCGACAAAUACUGCGCUCUUGUCUCAUCGUUGGGCAACCUCCAGGCUGCAUGUGUGUGGGAAGAAAUUACGAUGGAGAGGAACAUCCCCGAAGAGUGGAUGAAGGCCAUUCAAGGACCCGCUGCCAAAGAUGGUCCCCAACCCACUGAUGCCCCUGGAGUCACGACCCAGGAAUCGUCCGAGGAUCCUACCCCUCCAUCUCGCCAGGAGGGCUCUGGUGUCCCCAGGGAUGCACAGGCUCAACCAACGCUAGACUCUCGAAGCGCCGACACACAGAGCGCCGCCUUCAAAAAUGCUCAAACGCUCCGUUAUCUUUUGAGCGUGCUGCCGGCCUCGAUCACCGGCUUUUUCCAUAACCUUGGCCUUGGGCUCGUCGGCAAGAGACGAACUGACCCGUAUUUGAGGCAGAAGCCGAAUGCGAAUAUGGUUGCGGAUGCCAUCGCUGAGACUGUCUUUCGACAAAUGCAAUUCAAUCCGGCCAAUUCGAGUGAUAGCCUCAAGCAUCGGUUUGCCUAUCUCAUCGUCAUCCUCUCCUCGUUUUCGCAACUUCUUUAUGAAGUUGCUACAGACCGUCCACAGUCGACAUACUUGACCCUGGUUCUUGUCGCCUUCAAGAAGCAGAAUGGCCUGAAAGUUCUCAAGGACUUCAGCGAGGUUUUCAUGCGUGAAAUCAGAGCGCUUCCUCCCCCGGAUUCUGUUCCUGAUAGUGACACCGAGGUCAAAGGCCGACUUGCCUCUGCCUAUGGCGGGAUCAAGGUUAUCCUGGCAUUGUUCGCGGAACUUGCCUCGGGCAAGAGCAUCGUCGAGUCCACUCAAACACAAGCGAUGACCAGCCACAAUGACCGCGACCGUGAGCGCCCGGAUCACUUCCAGCCAGGCCAAUUCUUGGUGGAUCUCCGCAUGGAAAUUCUGCCUAUGGCGCAAGACCUCUGGAACUCGGAAUUCGCAACCCAGUCUGAAAGUCCGGUUAUCAAGUGCUUGGUUGACAUUCUGCGUUCAUCGCUGGAUGGUGAAUAUGAAACGGGGGCUGCUCACAGCUCGGAUAUGCCUCCUCCUGUCGUUGAAGUGCAGCGCAAACCGUUUGUGGUCAAUAAAGACCGAGCAGCCACCUUGGUGGAACGGGGAUAUCAAGAUACCGAACUGAACAAAGAAGCUCUAUAUCGCUGCAACAACGUUCUUGUCGCUGCUGAAGAGUACAUCAAAGCCCAGCAGUGGCUUCGAGCCCCGCCCAGGCUUCCUCCAGCUUCCAACGAUAUCCAGACUGGAUCGGCCGACGUUGCCUCGGGCGGGGAGGCCUCGGAAGAUGCUGGUGGUGUGGAUGCUCCGCCAUUCGGAGGUCGCGGGUUCCUGGAAAGCUCGGCUCUCGCCAUGCUUCUGGCACAGGCAAGUGGACAACCUGUGGACGAGUCGAUGCGCCAAGGUGAGCAAGGAAGUGGCGACAUGCGCGACGGACUAGCGCGGGCCCUGGAUCAUGUUCUCAACGACGAUGAAGAUAUGGAGCACGAUGAACCCGGCCAGCCACCAAACCAGCGCCAGAACCAAAAUCCUCAGGGCAACUCGUCGGAACCUACCAAUACAUCGCAGGUACAGCCGGUGCGUCGUCGCCAGGUCACCACCGUGGAAGAGCUGGAUGGGGAAAGGGAGAAAGUCCGCUCGAAUCUCAUUGAGCGGUGCCUCGACGUCUUAAAUGAACACCACGAUGUCUCCUUUGAACUAGCCGACUUGAUCUCUUCUGCCAUCAAGAAGCAUCCCGAGCCUGAAGCCUUCCGGCGAGACAUUGGAGAGACCCUAGUUCAGUCCCUUGUCUCUCUACAAAUGGAGAACUUCCAAACCGCGGGCAAGAAGAUUGCUGCCUAUGCGCAUAUCCUUGCUUUGGUUCUCCAGGACCGUGACAUGUACAAUGCGACCCUGGACGAACUCAAGGAUUGCUUCUCGACCUUCCUUGGGUUUAUCAAGCUUCCCACGCCCGAGAAGGCUGCCGAUGAGUCCCUGCCCUGGGUCGGACAGGUGCUGCUUAUUCUGGAGAAGCUGCUUUCAGAUGACGCCCAACCUCCCCAGAUUAUCUGGACUCCGCCAAGCCUUGAUGACCCCAACCCUAGCAACGAGGGUCCCGCGUUCCUGAACGAGCCUCUUGUCUCUCUCGACGAGAAAACACAGCUUUUUGAAGCGCUUGUUGAAAUCCUUCCACGAGUCGGCAAGGAUGGCAAACUGGCUCUGUCCGUCUGCCGUAUUCUUGUCAUCCUUACCCGCAACCGCAGCAUUGCGGCGAGGUUCGGCGAGAAGCGCAACUUGCAACGCCUCUUCGUCAUGGUGAAGCAGCUUGCCAGCGCUACCAAUGACAAGCUUCAAAGCGCCUUCAUGCUGAUCCUACGUCACAUCGUCGAAGAUGAAGCUACUAUCCGACAGAUCAUGAGGAGUGAGAUCGUUGCCAACUUCGAGAACAAAACUUCUCGUCAGAUCGACACUACCGGCUAUGUGCGACAGAUGUACCAUCUCGUCCUGAGGGCACCAGAGAUCUUCGUCGAGGUUACGAACGAGAAGUUGAGGCUUUUGCGAUACGACACCCAUCAGCGUCCUCAAGUCCUCGCCUUGAAGGUUGACAAAGACAAAGACCGCGCCGCACGGCAACGUCAGGACAAGACUGAGGCUGAAAGCUCUAGCAAUGGUGAAUCUUCCACAAGUGAGGCUCCUGCGCAAGAAACCAAAGACAGGGGCAAGGCUGCCGAACUCAAGCCCCCAAUCGUGGAGAACCCAGACGGAGUUAUCCACUACCUGCUUUCCGAACUUCUGUCCUACAAAGACGUGGAUGACAAGGAGCCUUCAGCGGAGACGUCUGAACAAACUGCUGGCGAACAGUCGGAACCGCAAACAGAUGUCGAGAUGGCUAUGGAUGAAACGACCCCUUCGGUGUCCAGCACUCCUGAUGCUCAGACUCCGCGUGCAUCCGCACCCGCACCCGCACCCAACAAGAAGGGCGAGAAGCCGCCGUUCAGAGCUGAGGAUCAUCCGAUCUACCUCUAUCGAUGCUUCCUGCUCCAGUGUCUGACUGAACUCCUUUCUUCAUACAACCGCACCAAGGUCGAGUUCAUCAACUUCUCGCGCAAAGCUGAUCCUCUUGCGACAACUCCCUCGAAGCCGCGCUCGGGCAUUCUCAAUUACCUGCUGAACGUGCUUGUCCCUGUUGGUACAAUGGAACAUGAUGAGUCCAUCUCGUUCAAGAAGCGGAACACGACCUCCACAUGGACUAUGCAGGUGCUCAGCGCUCUCUGCGCCAAGACUGGCGAGUUUGGUGGUCUUGGUAGGCGUCGUGGUGAGCAACGGCAAAAUGAGGAGGACGAGCCUGAGCUCGCUUUUGUGCGUCGGUUCGUGCUAGAGCAUGCACUGCGGUCAUACAAGGAUGCAAUUGCGUCGAACGAACCUCUGGAUGCCAAAUACUCGAAGCUCAUGUGUCUUGCCGACUUGUUCGAUAAGAUGCUCAGCGGCUACUCCUACUCCAACGAGGCAGGCUUCCCGUCCUCGACACGGCAGCUCGCGAGGACCAUGUUCGAGAAGCACUUCAUUCCUACCCUCACUUCCUCCGUUGCCGACAUCGACUUGAACUUCCCAUCUUCAAAGCGCGUCAUCAAGUACAUUCUCCGUCCUCUGAACAAGCUCACACAGACCGCUGUGCUCCUCAGCGAAAGCUCGGAUAUCUCCACGCUGGGUGAAACAGACGAUGGUGAAAUCUCGUCAGCAACCUCCGUCUCCGACAUGGAAGAUCAACGUGAGGAGACCCCAGAUCUUUUCCGUCACUCUACCCUCGGGAUGCUAGAGCCUCGUCAUGAUGAGGAAGAAAGCACCGAAGAGGAAUCCGAAGAAGAUGACGAUGAGAUGUAUGACGACGAAUAUGAUGACGAGAUGGACUACGAGGAGGAUGUGGCUGAAGAUGACGGCGAAGUUGUCAGCGAUGAAGAUGAAGACGCAGACAUGGGUCCCAUCGAAGGUCUUCCUGGUGAUUCCGGCAUGGAUAUCGAAGUCGUGAUUGACGAUGAUGACGAUGGCGAUGAUGAGGACGACGAUGAAGAUCAUGAUCACUCCGACAUGGAGGAUGAUGAGGCCUUUGCUGGAGAAAUCACCGGUGACCACGAUAACGAAAGCCUCGACGAUGGUGAAGAUGAUGAGUGGGAGAGCGAAGAAUUGACCGAAGAUGAAGAAGAGGUCGAGAUGAUGAAUCAGUUCCAGGACGAGCUGGCUGAUAUCAGACACUCGAAUCGUCAACAUGAAGGUCAGCGCAUAGAUGACUUGUUCCGUGUGCUUAACGAGGCUGCUGCUGGCGUCGAUGAUCUCCAAGGUGAUAGCCUUGGCGGCGAUAUCCAGGACGAAAUCCUCGAUGAUCUGAACGAGGACGGAGAUGAAGAUGAGAUGGAUGAUGAGUUGGAAGAAGAAAUGGAUGACUAUGAUGAUGACCAGGGAUCUUACGGGGAUAUGGAUGAAGAUGACCUCCUCGAGCCCUGGAGCUGGGACGCCGAUGAACCUCCCAUGGCGGCACGAAGCCAUCAUGCUCCCCGUUUCCGCGGUGCCCCUCCGGCGUGGGCUGCUGUUACUGAAAUCAUGCCUGGUCGCCACGGAGGACUUGUUCCAAUUCAGCCUUAUCACCGUGUCCACCGCACCCAGAUCCCCUCGCGCGGCAACGAUGACGGAACCAACCCGCUUCUGAUGCGGCCUGAACGCCCCAGCGAGCGCUCAGGACCGAUUGGUCCUCCAGGCAGCGAUCCCUUCGCCGACUUUGCUCACUCUCUGGAGCCUCCGGGUACAGGUAAUCGGGUUCUUUCCAUGGAUAGCCCCGUCAGCUUCAUGAAUGCCAUCAUGCAGGCCAUCGGUGGCCAGGGAGGACAAGGCUUUGGAGUGGUUACCCGCCCUGACGGUAUCCACGUCCACGUUGACAGACGAGCCGUUCUGCCCAACCGCAUCCAGGACAUUUUCGGUCUUGGACGAAACCAGCCAGGUGCCCCGAUGCGCAGCCGUGAGGAACCUCAUCACGCUGUCAAAUUCGAGGUGGCAUCAACCAAACUGCGCUGGCAAGAAGAAGCUCGCAUCCUUUUCAGCGCCACGUACGUCGAGAAGACACAACGUAUUGUCAACUCCCUGCUGAAGGUCCUUGUUCCUCCUGCUAUCGAAGAAGAGAAGCAACGCCAGAAGCAGCUGGAGGAGGAGCGCAAGCGCCUCCAAGAGGAGAGAGCAGAGACAGAGCGUCUGCAGCGCAUUGCCAGAGAGGAAGAAGAGCGUGAGCGCAAGCGCAAGGAAGAAGAGGAGAAUGCCAGACGGCAAGUCGAAAGAGAACAGGAAGAAGCCGAGAACCAGGCUGUUGGGGUCGUUGAGCCCAUGGACGAUGUGCGAUCCACCGAGAGCGCUGCGGAACCAGCUGGCCAGCCCGAAACGGGUCCCUCCGAGCCGGUCCCUCGCGUCCAUACCACCAUCCGAGGACGCCAAGUCGAUAUCACUGAGUUGGAGAUCGAUCCCGAAUACCUAGAAGCUUUGCCAGAGGAACUCAGAGAGGAGGUCAUAAUGCAGCAACUUGCUGAGCAGCGAUCUCAAGCCGCCGCCGCAGGCGAAGAACCUACCGAGAUCAACCAGGAAUUCCUUGAGGCGCUCCCUGCAGAGAUUCGUGAGGAACUGCUGCAACAAGAGGCAGCCGACCGGCGCCGACGUGAGCGUGAAAAUGCUCGCCGACAAGCUACAGCCGGCGGUGCCGCGGCCCCUGCCGAAGACAUGGAUGCUGCUAGUUUCCUUGCGACCUUGGAUCCUUCAUUGCGCCAGGCCGUCCUUGUUGAUCAACCAGAGGAUGUUCUCGCAACCCUGGGACCGGAGUACCUCUCAGAGGCACGGGCCUUAGGUGGUCGUCGUAUGCACCAGUUUGGUGAUAUGGGCAUGAUGGAACACCGACAGAGACAUGAGCCCGCCGAAGGACAGGAGCAGAAGAAGUCACAACGCCGCCAGAUCGUCCAGAUGCUCGACAAAGCUGGCGUCGCCACGCUCCUUCGCCUGAUGUUCAUGCCUCUCCACGGCAACGCCCGCCACCAAUUGAACGACAUCCUCCACAAUGUCUGCGAGAACCGCCAGAACCGCAGCGAGGUCAUCAGUCUUCUUCUGUCGAUCUUGCAGGAUGGUAGCGUUGAUUCUUCAGCAAUCGAACGUAGCUUUUCUCACCUGUCGCUUCGUGCCAAGGCCCCUGGACCGCAGAAGACUCCGCAGUCUGUCAAGCGAAACAUUUCCUUCCAGACCUCCUCCAGCGUCAGCAACGAGGUUACUCCGAUCAUGGUGGUGCAGCAGUGCCUGGGAACGCUUUCCUUCCUGUCCCAGUUCAACCCACACAUUGCUUGGUUCUUCUUGACGGAGCAUGAUUCAUCCUCCACCCUCAAGCUGAAGGCCCUGCGGAAGGGCAAGGGCAAAGAAAACAGGGCCAACAAGUUUGCCCUCAAUGCCUUGCUUUCCUUGCUGGAUCGGAAAUUGAUCAUGGAGAGCCCCAACUGCAUGGAGCAGCUGUCCAGCCUGCUCAGCAGCAUCACGCAGCCGCUUACUGUUCUUCUUCGACGCGAGAAGGAGAAGCAGGAGGAAGACAAGGGCAAGAAGCCCGAGGGAGCUCCAGCUGAAGAGUCUACCGACCAGCCCGCUGAGCCUGCGGAGCCCGCCGAACCUGGCACUGAUACCGCCAUGACAGACGCUCCGCUGCCCACUGUUGAAACGACCGAAGUACAAGAGGACCAGGAAGCUGCAGCGGAAGGCGAGGCGACCAAGAAGGAAGAGGGCUCGAAGGAGGCCACUGACGAGGAGAAGCGCAAGAGAAGGACCAUUGAGCCUCCCGUUGUUCCUGACCACAACUUCCGACUGGUGGUUCACAUCUUGGCCGCUCGAGAGUGUAACGGCAAGACCUUCCGCGACACUCUUUCCACGAUCAACAACCUUUCCUCCAUUCCCAGCGCGAGGGAUGUGAUUGGUAAUGAGCUGGUUGGUCAAGCACAGAACCUCAGCGAUACCAUUCUGGCAGACCUGGAAGAACUUCUUCCUCAUAUCCACCAGGCUAAGACUGGCACUGACAUGCAAGGACUGGCUCUGGCCAAGUUCUCUCCGGCUAGCUCUGACCAGGCUAAGCUGCUGCGUAUUUUGACGGCGCUUGACUAUCUCUUCGACCCCGCCCGUGUGGACAAGAACAAGGGCAGCGAACCCGAGGCUGCACCCAAAGAGGAUGUUCUCAAGUCAUUGUAUGAAAGCGCUACUUUCGGACCGCUCUGGACUAAGCUCAGCGACUGCUUGUCUCUCAUUCGCCAGAAGGAGAACAUGCUGAACGUGGCUACUGUUCUUCUCCCUCUGAUCGAGGCAUUGAUGGUGGUCUGCAAGAACACUACGCUUAAGGACCAGCCACUUUCUCGCAACAGCCGAGAGCUGUCGGUGAACAGCGCCGCUCCUGCCGACCCAGCUCUCAGCAUGGAGAAUAUUUUCUUCAAGUUCACGGAGGAACACCGCAAGAUCCUUAAUGAGCUUGUCCGCUCGAACCCUAGGUUGAUGAGCGGCACAUUCUCCCUGCUGGUCAAGAACCCCAAGGUCCUGGAAUUCGACAACAAGCGCAAUUACUUCACUCGCCGAGUCCACUCCCGUGGCAGCGAACCUCGUCACCCACACCCUCCUCUGCAGCUUUCCGUCCGCAGAGAUCAGGUAUUCCUUGACUCGUUCAAGUCUCUGUACUUCAAGAAUGCGGACGAGGUGAAAUAUGGCAAGUUGAACAUCCGUUUCCACGGAGAAGAGGGUGUCGAUGCUGGCGGUGUGACUCGAGAAUGGUUCCAAGUUCUUGCUCGAGGCAUGUUCAAUCCCAACUACGCGCUGUUCAUCCCCGUUGCUGCCGACCGAACAACCUUCCACCCCAACCGCCUCAGCGGCAUCAAUGAACAGCACCUGAUGUUCUUCAAGUUCAUUGGGCGCAUCAUCGGCAAGGCAAUGUAUGAGGGACGUGUCUUGGACUGUCAUUUCAGCCGUGCAGUCUACAAGUCUAUCCUUGGACGGUCCGUGUCUAUCAAGGAUAUGGAAACUCUCGACCUUGACUACUACAAGUCUCUUCUGUGGAUGCUUGAGAACGACAUCACCGAUAUCAUCACGGAGACCUUCGCCAUUGAGACCGAUGCCUUUGGCGAGAAGGAGGUGAUCGACCUCAUUCCAGACGGCCGCAACAUUCCUGUCACGCAGGAGAACAAGGAGGAGUAUGUCCAGCGCGUGGUCGAGUACCGGCUGGUGGAGUCUGUCCGAGAGCAGUUGGACAACUUCCUGAAAGGCUUCCAUGAUAUCAUUCCCCCGGAUCUGAUCUCGAUCUUCAACGAGCAAGAGCUGGAACUCCUGAUUUCUGGUCUGCCCGAGAUUGACGUCGACGAGUGGAAGAACAACACUGAACUCCACAACUACUCUGCCUCUUCCCCCCAGAUCCAGUGGUUCUGGCGUGCUGUCCGCUCCUUCGACAAGGAGGAACGCGCCAAACUCUUGCAGUUCGUCACCGGUACCUCCAAGGUCCCGCUCAACGGCUUCAAGGAGCUCGAGGGCAUGAACGGAGUGAGCAAGUUCAACAUCCACCGUGACUAUGGCAACAAGGAUCGCCUCCCCAGUUCGCACACGUGUUUCAACCAGCUUGACCUCCCUGAAUAUGAAAGUUACGAGGAUCUUCGCCAACGGCUGUACACAGCCGUAACUGCUGGCAGCGAGUACUUCGGGUUUGCAUAG
This is a messenger RNA of Penicillium riverlandense, 12078 nucleotides long. It is a transcript of the gene tom1, whose product is annotated as E3 ubiquitin-protein ligase TOM1. Gene Ontology annotation, molecular function: ubiquitin-protein transferase activity. NCBI's taxonomy places the organism in Eukaryota, Fungi, Ascomycota, Eurotiomycetes, Eurotiales, Aspergillaceae. Bases 1 to 12078 code for a protein of 4025 amino acids. The transcript is spliced from 6 exons. The record is from RefSeq and is a predicted model, not a curated record. Gene Ontology annotation, biological process: proteasome-mediated ubiquitin-dependent protein catabolic process; protein polyubiquitination; positive regulation of protein catabolic process.